Fusarium musae is the source of this 2529-nucleotide messenger RNA. RefSeq lists its product as uncharacterized. The record is from RefSeq and is a predicted model, not a curated record. NCBI's taxonomy places the organism in Eukaryota, Fungi, Ascomycota, Sordariomycetes, Hypocreales, Nectriaceae. The coding region runs from base 1 to 2529 and encodes 842 amino acids. The transcript is spliced from 2 exons.
AUGACGGAGAUCGAAAUGGACAUUGAUAUGGCCAAGCCAAUCUUGGACAGUAAAGUCGAAGACGAUCUCAUCGACUUCGAUACCGACAUGGUUGAUUCCAAUCAUGACCUGCGAAAGAACGACGACAACUUGGAGAGCAUGGAUAGAGAAAUGCAAGAAGGCGAGGACGCUGCGAAUCAGGAAGCCUACGAGACGAACGGUAUCACGGGCGAAGAUGUAGACUUUGACCUACAUGAUGUCGAAGAUACUGCAAACAGUCCUGAACAUGUGGAUUAUGAAGUGACCGAGGCUCCUGAGCUUGGGACUCAGGGAUCGAUACAAACAGCUCAGCCACCCGACGAAGACGUGCAAGAAAGUGGAGAGAAUGUAGAAAUUUUGGAUGAAAUAAUCGUUCGUGGCGAUGCAGUGUCUGACGAUCAUGCAUCUGCGCACGAGAUUGAUUAUGAAUUUGAGGAUAAUGCUGAACCAGAAGACUCGCAUCAAGAUGAGAAAACUGCUGCCGCAAGCCCUGCAACAAGGUCUGAUCUAAACGGAGCAGCCGGUACUGCUGAAGAGCAACAUGACCAACAACCUGAGAAUGAUGCUACUGCAAGCGGACAAGAGUUAUCCGGCCACACUGGAGACGAGAAUAACAUGCCAAGCCACAAUGAUCAAAAUGAGCCUCGCGAUCUAAAGGAGGAAGAAGAGGAAGAAGAAGCAGAGCCCGAUUAUGAGGUUACGGCUGUUGAAGCUGAAGCCGAGGAUGCGAAGGCAGAUGAGUAUAGUGGUGAAAAUAUUCACGCAUCCGGUGGCAACGACGAAAUACACGAUGGAAAAGAUGCGCAUAGUCGUGAAGAAGCCACUACCUUGGCAACAGGGCAAAAUGACGAAAUAACCGAAGCUGUCGAGGAAGUUGAAGAUCACGAUUAUGACGUGGGUGAACAUGUCGCAGAUGCAUAUGAGGAGCACGCCACCACUGAUGCGGAUCAUGUGGAUCACUCAGUUACUGGAGAAGAUUCAAAUGGGAAGAUAGAUGAGGGCUUUCCUGCUAUAACGGUACAGUAUAAAGGAGAUGAAUUUCCUAUGUUCUCCACCACCACCCAUGGUUUCUUUGCCGAUACUUCGGUUCUUGAUGAGCCACUUGAGAAGUUCAUUGCCGGUCUUCGGAGUGAGCUUGAAAAUGAGAUUGCCGAGGAUGAUGAUUUGGUACUCCAGGUCGAUGAGCUUGGCCUUGAACUUGUUGAGGUGAGAAAAGGCUCUGCCUUACAUCAAGAAUGCGCUGACAUUUUGAAACAGACAACCCAAGGCGAGGCCAUGUCGAACGUGACACUCCGUCAGAUUCUUGAAAUUUUCGACCUUCUUGUCAAGAACCAGGACCCAGAUGGCUCACGCCCGCUGUAUGCCUACCUUUUUACCAAACCCAAUGCAGAAAAGCGCUUUGAGUAUCUCGUUGAGAGUGCUACGGCAGGGAAGGGGCUUGAUGAAGUUAUCCAUCUCUUCGAGACUCCCAUGACUGCUGGAACUAGUAUGCUGGAAACAGCUGCAACUAUCGAUGGCGUUCAUGACGAACUGGACGAGUUCGACAGCCCAAUUGAUGACGAACAUCACAGCGGCAUAGAUGAAGCAGAAAAUGAGGAUGAAUAUCUGGAAGACGAACAUGCGAACCCUAAUGCCAUUGGUUCCGAGGGUCAAGAGUUCAAAGACCAGGAAGUCGAUGGCCAGCAGGCCAGUAACCAGGACGGCCAUGAUGAAGACGAGCGAGACAAUAUCAACGUUGCAACCGAAACUCAGAUUGAGAUAUCAGUUAAUGCUCCUGCUGUUGGUUCGGAGGACCCGGAGGCUGUCGAUGAGGACGGCCUUGAGCAAAAUGGUAAAGCGACCUCAUCCUCUUCCACUUCCCUUUCUUGCUACUACCCCGACUUCUGCCUCUGUGCCCCCUGUGUAGCGGAGUAUGUCGAAGAUCACAGCAAAGAUGAAGCAGAAUUCCGGAAAACUGUCAAGCGCAAUUGCGGAGCCAUGCAAAUUCUUUCGCCCAAAGUACAAUAUCUUCGUUCCCAUCAAUCCAAACAUCACCGCUCCCUGUCUGACUUCAGCACAACGUAUUCUUUCAAUAAUACUGACGAAUUUACUCCAGCACGAGCUGACAGCGAGAUUGACCCAUUUGCCAACUUCGAAUUAGACGAGGAAGCCGAGUUCAAUGGAGACAUCGCCCUUGAAGAGAAUACAGAGGCCCAAGAUGAGGUCAACGCUGAUGCCGAGCCAGAACCACUCCAUGCACAAACUCAUGACACGAGCACUACAACUACUCUUCAAGAGGAGGAGGAAGCGUCCUCUUUCAACGUUGACCUCGGAGAGGCUUCUGCAACAGAAGAGACAGCCGAGAAACGGAAGACUGAUGAUGACGACCUGGACGAAAUCGACUGGAGAUAUGAGCAUGAACCAGAAGACCAAGCACCAAGCACUCCUUCGGCUGCUGGGAAACGACCCCGUGGUGAUGACGAUGAUGGAAAUGCAGAGGAUGAGCAAGAUGCCAAGCGCCGUCGUCCCUGA